UGGCUUAAGCCCAACAGAUGACAAUGUGUAUAAAAAGAAGAAAAAGAAACAGAAACAGAAGAAAGAAAAGGGGGAGCAAUUUGAUCUGGUCCAAGAUCAAUCCGCAAAGGUGAAUUCAUUGCCAGCAGAAAGGAUGCAGGAGAUUCAAAAAGCCAUUGAGCUCUUCUCUGUAGGACAAGGGCCUGCCAAGACCAUGGAAGAAGCCACCAAACGCAGCUAUCAGUUCUGGGAUACACAGCCAGUGCCCAAGUUAGGUGAGGUAGUAAACAUUCAUGGACCUGUUGAACCAGACAAGGACAACAUCCGUCAGGAGCCCUAUACCUUGCCUCAGGGCUUUAUGUGGGAUGCCCUGGACUUGGGGGAUCGAGGUGUGCUGAAGGAACUGUAUACUCUCCUGAAUGAAAACUAUGUGGAAGACGAUGACAACAUGUUUAGGUUUGAUUAUUCCCCUGAAUUUCUCCUAUGGGCUUUGCAUCCUCCGGGCUGGCUUCCCCAAUGGCACUGUGGUGUCAGGGUCAUCUCAAGCAAGAGGUUGGUUGGCUUCAUUAGUGCUAUUCCAGCUGCUAUGCACAUAUAUGAAACGAAAAAGAAGAUAGUAGAAAUAAACUUCCUUUGUGUGCACAAGAAACUGCGUUCCAAGAGGGUGACACCUGUUCUGAUAUGGGAGAUCACCCGACGGGUCCACUUGGAAGGGAUUUUCCAGGCAGUAUACACAGCUGGUGUAGUUUUACCAAAGCCUGUUGGGACAUGCAGGUAUUGGCAUCGGUCACUGAAUCCACGCAAGCUGAUUGAAGUCAAAUUUUCCCACCUCAGUAGGAACAUGACUAUGCAACGCACCAUGAAGCUUUAUCGGCUUCCUGAGACUACUAAGACACCAGGGCUACGGCAAAUGGAGCACAAAGAUAUCCCUGCUGUGCACAAACGUCUGGCAGAAUAUUUGAAACAAUUCCAUUUGUCCCCUAUCAUGAAUCAGGAAGAAGUGGAGCAUUGGUUUUUGCCCCAGCUAAACAUCAUUGACACAUUUGUUGUUGAGAAUACUGAUGGGAAGGUGACAGAUUUCCUGAGUUUCUACACACUGCCCUCCACCAUUAUGAACCAUCCUACACAUAAGAGUUUGAAGGCAGCGUAUUCAUUCUACAAUGUCCACACCAAGACACCCCUUCAUGACCUCAUGAAUGAUGCCCUCAUACUGGCCAAAUUAAAGGGCUUUGAUGUUUUCAAUGCACUGGAUCUUAUGGAAAAUAAGACCUUCCUAGAGAUGCUGAAAUUUGGGAUUGGUGAUGGAAACUUGCAGUAUUACUUCUACAAUUGGAAAUGCCCCAGCAUGGGACCAGAAAAGGUUGGCUUGGUGUUGCAAUAG
Protobothrops mucrosquamatus (brown spotted pit viper) is the source of this 1360-nucleotide messenger RNA. Its product is annotated as glycylpeptide N-tetradecanoyltransferase 1. The transcript is spliced from 11 exons. The record is from RefSeq and is a predicted model, not a curated record. Gene Ontology annotation, cellular component: cytoplasm. NCBI's taxonomy places the organism in Eukaryota, Metazoa, Chordata, Lepidosauria, Squamata, Viperidae. Gene Ontology annotation, molecular function: glycylpeptide N-tetradecanoyltransferase activity. The annotation marks the transcript as partial. Gene Ontology annotation, biological process: N-terminal peptidyl-glycine N-myristoylation.